Molecule: messenger RNA, 246 nt
Organism: Rangifer tarandus platyrhynchus (Svalbard reindeer)
Lineage: Eukaryota; Metazoa; Chordata; Mammalia; Artiodactyla; Cervidae
Source: the annotation of a GenBank genome assembly
AUGCGGAAGUGGGUGGACACCCGCACCCCCUCUUCCGGCCACUGGGCCGGGCCGGGCCUCCCCGGCUCCGUCUGUGGCCGGCGUCCUGGUGGGAACCAGUCCAAAGGUUUGCUCCCAGAUUCUGCGCCCGAAGGACGACCCGUCUGCUGCGGACCCCAGGGUUUUGGACGCUCCGUCCGGAGGACGGGGUCCAUCCUGACCGGACCCUCUCUGUGUGCCCCGGCCGGAGGCUUGGGCCCGAAAUAA